This is a messenger RNA of Geodia barretti, 990 nucleotides long. Lineage: Eukaryota; Metazoa; Porifera; Demospongiae; Tetractinellida; Geodiidae. The record is from the annotation of a GenBank genome assembly.
AUGUCAUCAAACUUGGAGACAUCUCAUCCAGCAGUCCUGGUACCAGUUCUGUAUAGGACAGAGGAGAGCAGACCUCAUCAGAGAAGCAGGUCACCAGGUGACCUCUCUGACUCCAGACCAGGGGUGUUCAGCAGGUACAAGCCCUUCUUGCAGAAAGACAAGACCUUUGCCAAACUGGUCAUCUCAAACAGCUCUGUACUGACUUAUCCACCCCUUACAUCCCUUACACGCUCAAACGUCUUGACUUUUUCUCCACAUAUUAUGUCUCAAAACGUGCAUGUCUACAGGAGAUUCCUGAGUUCUCCCAACUUCACCUCAUGGUUCUCGGUGAGGAAAGAGGAGGCCAACCAGAAACUGAGACUCAUCCACUUGGACCAGCUCUGCAAGGCUGACAUAGGGUUCUGGAUGAGGGACAAACAAGAGGUAGAGAUUGUGGAUUUCCUACUUCAGGUCAAAGAAUGCCUGUCAAGGGCCACCCGGCAGUAUCCCUCAGUGUCAGCUCAGACAGUCCACACUCUCCAGUCACAGAUCAGAACUAUCAUUUCCUCUCUACCUGAGGACCUCCAGUCCUGUCUUAAAUCCUCUUUCUCUUCUCCCUCAUGAAAUUGUACAUAAACAUACACUGCUAUUAAUUUAAUACAAGUGUUCUAGACUAUGAAAGAGAGGAGACACACACUUUAAUCUGUCUACAGGUGUUCUAAUUUUUCUUAAGAGUUUUUACAUACUCUUCAACGUCUUUAACUAUGUCAGUAAGUUCACAAUGCUCUAGAACAUUUAUUAGGUUGUCCCAUGUAACUGGAGUUGGCAUGCUACGCAGCCAUUGCUGCAGGAUACCACCUACGAUGGCACUUGGUACAUAAAAGUUUUCAGCCAUCAAAUUCUCCACUUUAUGUCCAUCAUCUUUAAGAAGCAUUGUCCCAAGGGUCUUGUAUUUCAUCCCAACCCGUUCGUGAAUUUUAAGUUUAUACAGCUCAGGUAGAGUUGGAGGCC